AUGGAAGAGUUUCAUAGAAGUUUUUGUGAGUACAUGGAGAAAGAGCAUCCUGGACAUUGGCUAGAUACGAUCUUGUAUGGGGAUAUAAAUAAUAGGAAUAUUAUCAUUAAUGAAGCUUUGGAAGAGAUUUGGAGCCAGGAAAUAUAUGAUAGUAUGCCACUAUUAUUGAGUAAUAAUAAUAAUAAUAAUAAUAAUAAUAAUAAUAAUAAUAAUAAUAAUAAUAAUAAUAAUAAUAAUAAUAAUAAUAAUAAUAAUAGUAAUAAUAAUAAUAAUAAUAAUAAUCAUAUUAAUAAUAAUAAUAUUAAUAAUAAUAAUCAUAAUAAUAAUAAUAAUUCUAAAAUUGGUAAAGUGAAUGUUGAUGUUGGUGAAUUUUGUUUUGACAAAUACUAUAAAUAUUUAAACAAUUUUGAAGAAUCAAAAAUAAAUAUAUCAAUAGUUAAACAGAUUGUUUUAAAAUUUAAAAAAUUCUAUACAAAUAAAUUAGAAUUUUAUAAAUGGGAAAGUUAUAUAGCUUGUAGAUACCCAAAAUAUUUUUCAUAUUUUUAUAAAACACCUCAAAUUAAUGAUAUUAUUGAUACAGUUGUAACAGAUUUACUUUCAAAACCAAUGUUAAAAGUUUUACAUGUGCAGAAUUAUCAAAUAAAAUUUUUAAAAUUGUUAUCAAAAAUCAUAUGCAACAAAAACUCAACAUUAUCAACAACACCACCACAAUGGAAUUCUGAUAAAUUCUUUAAAUCAUUAUUUCCUGAUGCAUUCUUUAGAGCAUUGUUUCAUUCUAAUCAGGUACUUUUUAAACCAACUAAAACUGAAUACAUUUUCAAAAUGGUUGAAGCUUCAACAUCUUUAUCAACAAAUAAUAUUAAAUCAUUAUAUGAUGCAGCUUUUCAAUUUUCAUUAAAAUCAUCAUCAUCACAUUUCACAUCCGCUGUAUCAACUUUUUCACCAUCUUUAUCACCAAUAUCAACUUUAUUUCAAUCACAUAAAUCCUUAUCAGAAUUAUUUGAAUCUAUAUAUCAAUAA
Molecule: messenger RNA, 1020 nt
Organism: Dictyostelium discoideum AX4
Lineage: Eukaryota; Evosea; Eumycetozoa; Dictyosteliales; Dictyosteliaceae
Exons: 5
Coding region: 1-1020 (339 amino acids)
Source: RefSeq, a predicted model, not a curated record